AUGGGUGCUAUCUCUUUCAAGGACCAACUUUUAGUCUUCUUGGUUGUCUCGACCUUGGCCUUGGCUCGCUCGAAACCGUUGAGCCCAUGGGAGAUCCACAUCAAGAAUGGAUUGAGCGAUGGGAAAGCGUUGUUCGUACAAUGCAAGUCGAAAGACUCUGAUUUGGGCGAGCGGACCCUUAGCACUGGGGCCGAGUUCAAGUGGAACUUCAAAGUGAACAUUUGGGAUACGACAUUGUUCUGGUGUUACUUACGCAAGCCAAACGGAGAUCAAGUAAGGUUCGACGCUUUUUGGGUCGAGAAGAAGACCGAAUGGUUGCGUGUCAAAUGUGAUGGUAAUAUUUGCAAUUGGAUUGCUGAAGACAAUGGAAUUUACCUCAAAGAUAAUAGUACAAAUGAGGAAGAGUUUAUUCAUUAUUGGAAAUUUCGAGAAAGUAAGUAG
Molecule: messenger RNA, 441 nt
Organism: Cucumis sativus (cucumber)
Lineage: Eukaryota; Viridiplantae; Streptophyta; Magnoliopsida; Cucurbitales; Cucurbitaceae
Product: S-protein homolog 74-like
Exons: 1
Coding region: 1-441 (146 amino acids)
Source: RefSeq, a predicted model, not a curated record